ACGUGCUCCGCCAUGGCAAAGAGAUUUGCCUCCUCGGCCUCCCCAGACCUGGUAGCAAGCAAAUCGCCCAGGAUGUCCUUCCCAUCACCCGAGUCAGCUUUUGCCGGUUCAUCUAACCCAGCGGAUGGUAUCUCGGAUGAGAUGCAUGCGAGUUGGGACGCGAGAGUCCUUCAGGAUCGAACUAUACAACUGAUCUGGGAUCAGAGGCAGGACGUGAAUCAGUUGCCGGGCCUUUGGAUGCAACUACUGCUGUCCUAUCUGGUGGGGAAAGUUGCAUCUGACCUGUCGGAAUAUCAAGAUACCAGCAGCGUCGUUUUUGCGAAGUAUUCGGAAGAUCCGGAGAUUCAAAGACUUGCUGAGGCUGGUCUGGAGAACCGCUCAUUCAAGGACCUCCGCCUGAAGCUUAGGGAAAUGUCUCGAUCUACCGACACGGAUACGUCUGAUUUGCAGCGCAGCGACCCGGAGCAAGUGGCUGCCACAAUUGCAAGCUGGGGAGGCCAGUUUAAGGGCCAAGCUGCAUCUGUGCUGCGCCAGACUAUUGCCAGUUUCCUGCACCCGGGACGUAUGUUAUAUGCCAGAUAUGCUACAAUUGUCAAUUCCUCUGGCACUGGCAAGUCACGAAUGGUCGAUGAACUGGGAAAAGAUGUCAUUGUUAUCUACAUGUGCUUGCGUGAUCAUCGCAGUGAAGGCUUCCCGCCAGCGGAUGCAGACCUGAGAGACUGGCUGCUCAAGAUAUCCAAGGGCGAUGGCCGUGUAGAUGGAUUCCUUUGGGGAUUGCUCACGGUGACUUCCAAAUGCCUGGAAGAUAUCGUAGAUAGAGAAGAUCUGGGGAACCUGCGGGGUGAGCCGCGACUGCGGCGACUUGCUUCUGCUUUUCGUAGCUGCAUGGUGGAUGGGCAGACCUUUAAUUCGGUAAAUGACUACCGCAAAUCAUUUUAUAGUGACGUGAUCAAAGAAGCCACAGAUUUUGCCAAUGCAAGUGUGCCCAUGUUGAAUGGAGCCGGUCAAGGCUCCCCGCGCAGAGGGGCAACAUUGAACGAUGAGGGCCAAACAUCAACAAAGGCUGCACACAGAUUACUGGAGGUUGUUUCCGGUGAAAAGCUACCUCUAUCAAAGCUACCUAGAGGCCUCGUAAAACCUUAUGUGGUCUUAUCUUUCGACGAGGCAUAUGACCUUCCUCAAACGCCACCUAAGCACAGCUGGUCCAUCUUCUCUGAAAUCAGAUGUGCUCUUCGCUCCCUGGAAGGUCUUCCCAUCUUCUCGCUCUUCCUCUCGACGUUGGGGAGAUUUCAAGACUUCUCCCCUGACUCUUAUCAGCACAGAUCUGCUCAAGUCGUGUUGGAGGCACCCGAUUACAAAGUGCUUCCUGCGAUAACUGAGAUUGUGUUCGAUGAACUCGCCCCACAGAUAGUCGAGGGGGAGUAUACACUGGAGAAGGUCACAAAGAUUGACUUCAUGUGUCGUCUAGGUCGCCCUUUAUUCGGUUCCCGCUACGACUUUGGCAGCGCAAAAGUAAAGGACGAAUUGUUGGAUUUCGCAAGAGCAAAGUUGUUGGGUACAUCUGUUUCGGCAACACGCGACAGUGACAAGGGUCUCCUGGCCUGCCUUGCGCUUCGCUACGCGUUUGAAUUCCGGCCCAAGAAUCCUCGUGAGCGGGAAGUGGAGAGCGAGCAAGUCGAGAGGCACAUGCGGAUAUGCCUUGCAGCGACUCCGGGAUUUCAGUCUAUGGUGACCGUGGCUCCAUCGGAACCACUGCUUGCGGAGGCCGCGGGUCAAGAACUGAAGGACCGGAGCGAAGCCCAACUGAUGUCUGAGCACUUGGACGUGUGGGGCGUGCAUCGUGGAGAUCGGGGCGAACUCGCCGCUAUGCUGCUCCUCAUGAAAGCUCGCGAUAUGCUUGCAUAUGGCCCUCGCAACCACUCCCCGGUCUUCUCGGUACUUGAAUUCCUCCAAACGCUAUUGCACGAGUCCGCAAAUAUCGGAGAUGCUCUGCCUUCCACGUCUCGCCAGGAUGAAUGCCUGGACUUCUCUACGACAUUCAAGGACGCUCGCAUGGCCUUCAAUCAUUUCGUCAAGGUUCAAGACUACGACGUGAUCAAUGUUCAAUAUCUGUGGCGCCUGGUUCUUCGUCGUGCUGCUAUCCUGUGUGCAGACAACCAUCGGGGGGUUGACAUCGUCAUCCCAUUCGUGUUCAAGGACGCUCCCAUCGAAGCACAGAACAUCUCCGCUAUACUAAUCCAGGUGAAGAACGACCGGUCGUACUCCCACAAAGUGCAACGGACGACCUUCGUGGGUAUGGAUCCGCGUCGUGUCAGGCUCUUCACGCGCAAGGACUCGCCGUUGCCCGUGAUCCGCAUGGUCUUUUCCCUGGGGUCGUGGAAAGCCGGGCUCACUGUUGUGCAGCCUCCCGAGCGCCGUUCGAGUCGUAUACCUAGCUCACGCCCGUUCACGGCGUACGACAUAUGGUGUGCACAGAUCUCGUCGGACACAUUUGGGGUCAUCAACUCGGAGAAGGGGGAGGAUGUCCGAGCAUAUGAGAGCCUCUUAAGACGUUCCCUCGGGGUGCACGAUGGCUUCGAGCUGAGAGAUGACCCUAAGGCAGAGCCAGCUGUGCGAGAGGCCAGGAUUAAUCUGAGGCGCCGGAUGUAUCCUGGAGCCGCAGCGCUGCCCUCUCAUUUCAAUAGUUUCAUUGAUUGGUCCAAGAGCAUGAGUCAAGUCGAGCAAGAUCAUAGCGACGAGGAUGAGAAACUACCGGCUCGGUAG
This is a messenger RNA of Gloeophyllum trabeum ATCC 11539, 2763 nucleotides long. RefSeq lists its product as uncharacterized. The coding region runs from base 13 to 2763 and encodes 916 amino acids. Lineage: Eukaryota; Fungi; Basidiomycota; Agaricomycetes; Gloeophyllales; Gloeophyllaceae. The transcript has 7 exons. The record is from RefSeq and is a predicted model, not a curated record.